AUGAUUGACUCUAUAAACUUUCUCCCCAUGGCACUUUCUAAAUUGCCAGCAAUGUUUGGCUUUGAUGAACUGAAGAAGGGCUACUUUCCUCAUUUAUUCAACAAGAAAGAAAACCAGCGGGUUGUUCUCGACGGUCUACCAGACCUUUCAUUCUAUAAUCCAGAUGGAAUGAAACCAGACGACAGACAAACGUUUUUGAAAUGGUACUCAAGACAUAAAAAUGACACAUCUGACUUCCAAGAACAGCUAUUGGACUAUUGUAAAUCAGACACUGACAUCUUGAGACGAUGUUGCUUGAGAUUCCGUGAAGAUUUCAUGGAUACCACUGACAUUGACCCCUUUGAACAGUGUAUCACAAUGGCAUCCGCUUGUAACCUGGUGUUUAGAACCAAAUUUUUAGAAUCUGAAACUAUUGGUCUUAUCCCACGUCAAGGGUAUAAUCCUGAACAAAAACAGUCUAUGAAAGCUUUACAGUGGGUGAAAUAUAUAUCUCACAUUGAAGGGUAUAAAAUUCAACAUGCUCGAAAUGGCGGAGAAAAGGUCAUAGGACCAUACAGGGUAGAUGGUUACUAUGAAUCCAAAAAUGCGGGAAAAAUUGUAUUAGAAUUUCAUGGAGAUUUUUGGCAUGGAAACCCCACUAAAUAUUCUAGGUCAACUGUCAAUCCAGUUAACCAGUUGACAAUGGGAGAGUUGCAUGAUAAAACUAUAGAAAAACAAAGAUAUCUUGAGAAUGAUGGCUAUACCUAUAUUUGCAUUUGGGAAUCAGAAUUUGAUAAACAGGUUUCAAAUGAUAGCAACAUGAGGUCAUUUAUUGAAAGUCUUGACAUCAUUUCUCCGUUGGAACCGCGUGAUGCAUUUUAUAUAGGUCGAACAGAAGCAUAUACAUUGUACAAAGAAGCUUCCGCAGACGAAACAAUAGAUUACUACGACGUAACUUCUCUCUACCCAUGGGUAAAUAAGACCGGGAAAAUCCCGUUAGGUCAUCCAAAAAUUAUCACAGAAAACUUCAAAGAGUUGGAUAUAUAUGAGAGUCUAAUUAAGUGUAAAGUUCUACCUCCAAAAGGACUUUUCCAUCCGGUUUUACCAUGUAAAUGCAAUGGGAAACUUUUGUUUCAUCUUUGCAGGGCGUGUGCAGAGACAAAGGAACAAACCCCUUGUAGUCAUAAUGACACAGAACGUUCUUUCACUGGCACUUGGGUGACUGAUGAGGUCCAAAAAGCUAUACAAAAGGGGUAUCAAAUAGUAAAAGUCUAUGAAGUGUGGCAUUUUGACAAAGUAUCCAAGCAUGAUCCAAUCACAAAGACCGGUGGCAUAUUUACACAAUACGUAAACACUUUCUUAAAAAUAAAGCAGGAAGCUAGCGGAUGGCCAAAGUGGUGUCAGACAGAACAACAGAAAACAAAAUACAUAAACAUGUAUUAUCAGAAAGAGGGCAUUCUUCUUGACUAUGAAAAUAUAAAGAAAAAUCCUGGUUUAAGAGCAUUAGCCAAACUCAUGUUGAAUUCCUUUUGGGGGAAAUUUGGUCAAAGGUCAAACAUGCCUCAGGUUGACUUGAUAGAAGACCCUUCAGUUUAUUUCGACAAACUCACGUCUGACCGUGAAGAAGUGACGUGUGUUAUUUAUGUUUCUGACGAAUUUGUUGAAAUGCCGCAUUGCGGUGAAACAAAACCAGAACUAAACGAUUAUCUUGGAGACCUCACUGAUGAGGUUCCAGGAAAUUCAAUACAGACGUUUAUAACUGGUGGUCCGAAAAACUAUGGGUAUGAGUUACAAAAACCUGAUGGGGAUGGUAAUUGUACCCAUUGUAAAAUACGAGGCAUCACCCUGAGCUGUAAAAAUAUGUUAAAUGUCAAUUUUGAUGUGUUGAGGACGAUUGUUACUAAAAGGCAGGAUGCUGUACUAUCUGUUGUAAAUGCUCACAAAAUAGCUAGAGACAGAAACAGUUCAAAGCUCAUCACAAUAAGUGAACGAAAGGACUACCAAAUGGUGUUUGACAAAAGGGUGAUUGGGGAGCAUAGACCGACAAAUAAACAGAAAUUGCGUAAUUUGCAGACGCAUCAGAAUAGAAAUUCUAGAGAUUAG
This is a messenger RNA of Mercenaria mercenaria, 2082 nucleotides long. RefSeq lists its product as uncharacterized. Bases 1 to 2082 code for a protein of 693 amino acids. The transcript is spliced from 3 exons. Lineage: Eukaryota; Metazoa; Mollusca; Bivalvia; Venerida; Veneridae. The record is from RefSeq and is a predicted model, not a curated record. Gene Ontology annotation, biological process: DNA replication. Gene Ontology annotation, molecular function: DNA binding; nucleotide binding; DNA-directed DNA polymerase activity.